This is a messenger RNA of Staurois parvus, 516 nucleotides long. NCBI's taxonomy places the organism in Eukaryota, Metazoa, Chordata, Amphibia, Anura, Ranidae. The record is from the annotation of a GenBank genome assembly.
AUGGAAACUCUUCACCAGCCUAUUAUUAAAAUGGAGGAGGACUAUACACUGGUCUCAGACUCUGACCCUGAAUCUGCUUACUUGACCACCUCUUGGAACUGGAAAAAUAACUCAGAAAACUACAGCCUGAGUGAAACACCUUCCCCCCAAAGCUUGUCUCCUGCUGCCUCCUAUGAGUCUCCACUCUCUGGCUGCUCCCGUCCACCUAGCUUGGAGGACCUACCUUAUGGAAAUGAUAUGGUGGCAUACAGGUUGUUGCAGUACCCUGAUGGUGAAUGCCCACGUGGUCAACACACUCUAAAAGCUGCAAUGAGUGCCCAGCGCAGGAGAAAGGCCAGCGAGAGGGAGAAGAUGAGGAUGAGAGCCAUAGCUGAAGCUCUUCAUACCCUACGCAGGAAUUUGCCACCUAUCUACAGCCAGGGUAGACAACCCCUUACAAAAAUCCAGACACUAAAAUGUACCAUCUCUUACAUUGGGGAGCUGACCAAUCUCCUUAACAGCACCAAGGGAAAAUAG